Linum trigynum is the source of this 4065-nucleotide messenger RNA. The record is from the annotation of a GenBank genome assembly. NCBI's taxonomy places the organism in Eukaryota, Viridiplantae, Streptophyta, Magnoliopsida, Malpighiales, Linaceae.
CUUUGUGAUAACAGGAAGUCAUUCAAAUAAUCAUAAACUCUUCGGAACACAAAACAACGCUUAAGAUGCAAAAUAAAAAAGAAUUUUAGACUCAAAUUAUCUCAUAAUUAACUUACCAACCUAAAAAUGUUGAAGUCCAUGUACAUGAAUGAACUUGCAGCGAUUUGGUGUCAAAGAUCUUGGGUGAAUUGGCUCCAAGAAGGGGACCAAAAUACUAAUUUCUUCCACUCCUCUACUGCUCACAGAAAACAGAGGAACAAGAUAGUUUCACUGAAGGAUGAUGGUGGCAAAUUUAUUGAGCAUCCGACUGAAAUGUCCUCUCAUGUUAAUGGUUUUUACCAUUCGUUGUUCACUAAGUCAGAAGGUGUUGAGACUUCUUUCUUCAAAGACUUCCCUCAUUUUAGUGACUGAUGAAAUGAAUGAAGAUUUUUGCAGAGAUCCGUCUAUUGAUGAGAUAAAAGAUGCAGUGUUUGAUCUUGGACCUUUGAAGUCACCGAGACCAGAUGGUUUUGCGGGAAUGUUUUUUAGGAGAUUUUGGCCAAAAGUGGAUCCAGAUUUUUGUAAAGAAGUGCAAGAUUUCUUCCAUUCCUCGAUCAUGCCACAAGGUUGGAACGAUACUCAUAUUGCACUCAUUCCAAAGGUUCAAUCCCCUGAAAAGAUUUCACAGUUCAGACCUAUAAGUUGUUGCAACUUUAGGUACAAGAUUAUUUCGAUGAUUCUUGCUAGCAGGAUGAAAAAGUGGCUCCCAGGUUAAAUCUCUGAGAUGCAAGCUGCUUUUACGAGAGGACGGCUAAUUCAGGAUAAUAUUAUUAUUGUUCAUGAGAUUCUGCACCACUUUAAGAAUCGUCGGCAUGGUGAUUGGGAUAUGAUGAUUAAGCUAGAUAUGCACAAGGCAUAUGAUCUUGUUGAUUGGGAUUGUCUUGACUCUAUCAUGAAAGCCUAUGGUUUCUCAGAAAAGUGGCUAGGGUGGAUCAAUGCGUGCAUCAGAGCUGUUAAAUUUUCUAUUCUUCUGAAUGGCAGCCCAACUGAACCAUUCUUUCCAUCCAGAGUCAUUAGACAAGGUGACCCUAUAUCACCAUUCUUGUUCAUUCUUAUGUCUAACGCCUUGUCACUCUUAAUUGAAAGAGCUGUCUCGAGAGGCGACAUUCGAAGAAUCAAACUUAAUCAGAAUUGCCCAAGAAUCUCUCAGUGUUUAUUUGCAAAUGAUACAAUGAUCUUUGGUAAAGCUAGUGUGAAUGAGGUAGUUCAUAUUAAAGGCAUAUUGCGACAAUAUGGUGAAGCAACGAGCCAGGAAAUUAAUGCAACAAAGUCGUUUGUUUUCUUUAGCAAGAACACCCCUGAAGCAAUUAGGAUGUUGGUGACGAAUAAGUUUGGGUUCCCCCCUUCUAUCUGUCAUGACAAGUACCUCGGAGUUCCAACUGAGUGGGGAAGAUCAAAGAAAUGUUCUUGUUGGAAAGGAUGGAGAAGAAAGGAGAAUCUUGGAAGAGCUUGCUCUUGUCUCCGGGAGGGAAGGAAGUUCUCUUAAAAGCGAUUAUUCAAGCUAUCCCUUCCUUUAUUAUGAGUGUUUUCCUUCUCUCGCUUUCUCUUACAAACAAGAUGGACUCAAUUCUGAAAAGAUUUUUCUGGUCGGGUUCUAUGAAGAAGAAAUCUAUUCAUUAGUGUGAUGCCCGAGUGCUGGAAAGACCAAAGGAGGAGGGAGGUUUGAGAUUCAGGAAUUUCCAUCUUUUCAAUCUAUCUCUUAUUGGCAAACAAGUGUGGCGAAUGUUGGAAAAUCUUGAUGCUUUAUGGGUGCGACUGCUUAAAGGUCUCUACUUUGAUAAUGGGGAUUUGUUUUCAGCAACGAAAGGAAAGAAAGGGUCAUGGAUUUGGAAUGGUUUCUGUGAUGCAGAGAAUGCUUUGAAGAUUGGACUAGUUAAAGGCAUCAUGUCGGGUGAAGGAACAAAGUUCCACUGGGAUCCUUGGUUACCAUCUUAUCCAUCUUUCAUACUUAACAGCCUUAAUCUUGAGCCAUCACGUGUAUGUGACUGGAUCUCACCUUCUUCUCGAGCAUGGAAUGAGGAGGCUCUUCGUGAUGUUGUCCCGGAAGAGACAGUUAAUGUUAUUAAGAGAGUUCCGAUUGGUCCUUCAACGGCUCAGGACAAAUGGUUUUGGAAUUUCACCACCACAGGAGAUUACACUGUUAGUUCUGCUUAUCGGUCUUUACGGGAACAUCGCGACCAUGUUUAUUUGUCUAUAGGUGGAAUUGAGGCUCGCCCUAACUGGCAAGACUGGAAGUGAUUGUGGUCACUCGAUCUCACGCCAAAGCUUAGGUUCUGCAUUUGGAAGUGUGCUAAAAGUGCCAUAGCGACUCGUGCUCUAUUGUUCUCUCGCAUGUGUGCUCAGGAUCACUCUUGCCCCAUUUGUGAGGAACCAAACGAGUCAAUCUUGCAUGUCCUUUCCAUUGCCAGCAUGCAGCGAGCACGUGGGAAUGCUUUGGAGGACUUUCGAGCUUUCCUACUUCUGACAUGCCCUUCUCAAAGUGGGUUUUUAACCUGAAAGAGAGUCUAUCAGAUAAUGUUAUUAAAAGGAUUGCCUGGUGCUUAUGGAGUAUUUGGAUUGCUCAGAAUGAGUUCGUUUUCAAGCAAAGGGCUAUUUCCCCGCCCACCUUGGCUGCUUUAGCAUACAGGGAUUUUCUGAGCUUGGUUGAAGCCAGAAAUUGUCCCCAAGCCUCAUCUUCUUUCGGUCAGCUUUGGAGCCUUCUCAGCCUGGGGAAUCCCGUUCACACCCCUCACCACCGCCUCUCGCUGUCCAAAAGAUUGUGCACUGUGAUGGGUCUUUUGUUUCUGAUUCACAGGUGGCGGCUUAUGGGAUUACUAUUGCUUAUUCUCAUGGUCAGGUGUAUGACGGCAAGGUUGAGAGUUUUCUUUGUUCCAGUCCGAUUCAGGCGGAAGCUUAUGCCAUCCUUAAUGCAGUGUUUCUCGCAACUUUGGAGCCUUGUUCUACAUCCAUCAAAUCUGAUUGUCGGGUUUUGGUCAACGCUUUGAGGCAAGAUCCGGACUCUUGGCCAUGGCAAUGUCGGGCUAUUUUAGCUCGUGUUAAUCCCAUCCUCCUCUCAACUCCCUGGGUGACUGUUGAGUUUGUCCCUCGACGCCUCAACACGUUAGCAAAGGAAUCUUCUCCUGAGAGAAUGAGUUGUAAUUACUGAUCUUUUAGCUCCACUACGGUAAUCUUUAGAUGUUGCCCCUGAUUUGGUUUGGAAUAAAGAUGUCACUAUUUGUAUUAAAAAAACAUGUACAUGUGUGUAUAAGUAUUACCUUAAUAAAAAAAUCUAUAUCCCUCUUAUAAAAAAAAAGAUUAGUUACAAGAGGAAUACUGGUCAAAAGGUUUGUGGCAAAAGAAUAAUCUCAUGUAACUCUCCUGAAUAGGGGUGGUAAUUGUUCGAUCUGGUAAAUCCUUUUAUCAUUAUAUCUAUUAGUGCCAAAUUGCUACCGGCUAUCGUUACCAGGAGAAAACCGAUUAAUCGAUUAACGGUCAGCAACCGCUUAGUUUUCAAAUUUUUCUAAGUGUGCAGUCAGUGGGAUUUGCUCAAGGCAAGCAGCAUCAGAUACAUUGGAGCAGUAGCAUCAGUUGUACAUAAUUAGCUUGGACCAGAUGAUCGCUUCCCUAACUACCAAAAGAGGUAUUUCCACAAAAAAAUAAGCGUUGAACAACCAGAGCUACGAUGGUGAAAGCUUAAUAUGAUCGACCAUUAGUACUGUGUAAUAGCACUAGGAGUUGGAGGCUUGGGGUAGCUAGCUAGUCUCAUCUUCCACUGAGCUAUAUAUCAUCCGAUACGGUGAUAACCGCCGGUUAAUAACCGGAUAUGACCCAGUAUACCGAAUGCAAUCUAUCAGCUACCGCUCACCGAUUUCGUUGAUUACCGGUUCGGUAACCGGUUAAAUCGUUAAAUGGCUAACCGAUCAUCACCACCCCUACUCCUGAAUGUUUCCAUUAGCAUAUCUGGCAAUACAAGCACAAUUCUGAACAGAAUCAUUCUGCCUGGCGCGUGAAAUAAACUCAAAACAUGAAUGAAAGUUUCACUGCAAG